Molecule: messenger RNA, 3520 nt
Organism: Astyanax mexicanus (Mexican tetra)
Lineage: Eukaryota; Metazoa; Chordata; Actinopteri; Characiformes; Acestrorhamphidae
Gene: fgf6a
Product: fibroblast growth factor 6a
Exons: 3
Coding region: 252-866 (204 amino acids)
Biological process (GO): regulation of cell migration; fibroblast growth factor receptor signaling pathway; positive regulation of gene expression
Cellular component (GO): cytoplasm
Molecular function (GO): growth factor activity; fibroblast growth factor receptor binding
Source: RefSeq, a predicted model, not a curated record
CCCCGGUAAGCCCCCCCACCCCACUCUUCUCCGCGCGCUCUCCCUCUCUCCCUUUGCCCCACGUCGCGCGCCCAGGAGCCGCCGCCAUGCCCGCCUGCCCGCGCGAGCGAGCGAAACGAAACGAGUCGAGACGAAACGAGACGCGCGCGUCUAUUUUCGGGCCUCGCUGCUCUCACCAGGCUGACCACGCGCCGCGGAGGAGGUGAACCGGAGAGAGAAGAAGACCCCCUCCCCCUUCCCCUCUCAUCGGCAUGUCCCGCGAGAACAGCAGCAGCAGCAGCAGCACCUCCGUCGUCGCCGCCGCCGCCUCCUCCUCCGCGUCCGCUUUCGCUCUCGCGCUCGUGCUCCUGCUGAGCUUCGUGGUCGGCGCCGCGCGCUCGUACCCGAUCAACGCGACGGCGGCUGAAGUGAGCGCGCGCGAGAGAAACGUCGUCGUAGCGGCGCUCCCGCGCGUCACCUGGGAGAGGGACUAUCUGCUGGGUGUGAAGAGGGUGCGGAGGCUCUACUGCAACACGGGCAUCGGGUUUCACCUGCAGGUGCUCCCGGACGGAGCGAUCGGCGGCGCACACGACGAGAACCCAUACAGUCUGAUUGAGAUCUCGACGGUAGACAGAGGAGUGGUUAGUCUCUAUGGGGUGAAAAGUCAGCUGUUUGUGGCAAUGAACAGAAGAGGAAGGUUAUACGGAACGAGAGUCUUCCGUGAUGAGUGCAAGUUCAAGGAGACAUUGCUUCCAAACAACUACAAUGCCUACGAGUCUUCCAUAUACAAGGGCUACUACAUCGCCCUGAGCAAACAUGGCCGCCAAAAAAGAGGCUACAAGGCCACGCCGGCUAUGACUGUCACGCAUUUCCUCCCUCGAUUAUGAGCAACACUGGCAAUAACUCAUUCAUUUUGCACAUUUUGGACAUUCACGCAGGUAACUUAUACAUACGUACAUGGCAAGAGAUUUACUGCAGAAGAAACUAAACUAAACUUAACGUAGUAAUAUUUAUUCUCGUUAAACAAAAUAUAUGUAUAUUUGGGUAGCUAACUUUGUGUCUGACUUUGUGUAAAUGCCAUUCUUUGCUGCUUAUAAUUUCUAUUAUGGUUAUAUGAGGGACGAGGAGCUUUUUUUUGCCCCCUCUCAAUUUUUAUGGGUGCUUGCCAUAACUGGUGUGUAAACCUUACCCUGUCUUCAGAAUGAACUAACAUCUCCAGCUUUCAGAAGUGAAAUGGAUACAUUUUAUUACCUCACAAAGCCACUUAUGGACUGAAAGUGUGCAUAAAAAAUGCACAGUGGAGAAAAAAAAAGAAAAGAAAAAGAUAGAACUGUUUACUUUCAUCUUUGUCUGUUCCACCAUUUUGUAAAAGGGAUGUGGGCGCCUGAGACUGCUGCAUUCCUUUCUUGCAUGGUGGUGCCUUAGCUUCCUAAACUGUGGCUUCUCUUAAACAUGCAUGCUAAAAAGACGUCCUACUAUCAGAAACUUGAAGGUAGCUCUUCACUUCUUAUAGUCUUCAUACUUGGAUCAGUAAUCUACUGGAGAACCUGUGAAUCGGCAAAGCUUUCAGAAGAAGCUGCAUUGGGAGCUAAAGCUUAUAAAGAUCGUAAUGUCCUUCACAGCGAGACACGUCGUUCGAGACUCUUGAGGGUCUUUCUGAUGACUGGGAAAGGGUUAGGGUGCUUUUGUUUGAUUUUUUUUUUUAGCCGAGCCAGUGACUGUAUUCUGUGAUGUAUUUGCAAAGUAUUAAGACGAAGGGAAACAAGUUAAUCUUGGUGUUUGAGGCACCUUAUGACCCAAGAUUGGCUUUUAGUGCAGUUCUAGCUUUCAUGACGACAAAGAAACUGCUCAUUUAAUUAGGCAGUCUGGGAAACCAUCAGUUACAAGGAUCUUUUAUGUGUCUGUUGGUAACCCUGCCAUUAAGCUGCAUUAUUUGUGCUGCUCUAUGGCAUUAAACAAAAAAAAAACACUGUCCCCAUAAUGUCAUCCGUAAAUGCAGAUUGUACACUAUUGUACACAAAAUACCUUAAAAUAACUUAAAAUUCUGGAAUAUAAAAACCAGUAGGUUUUUUGCAACAGACCCCCACCCAAAACAAGACCAAAUAAAAGUUCCCCCAACAUUAAAUUGAAUCAUUUUAUUAGCUCAAUAGCUGAAGUCAGGGUAUUAGAAUACUUAUGGAUAAAUAUCGAUAUAUUUUUAGAUGCACUCAAGCAACCUACACAAUACAUAUCACGUGAACUACUUCUCCUUAUGGUUUCGCCAAAACACUGCAUGCAUUAAUGUUCCAGCUGAAAUGGAGAAGAAAUUCAUUUUGUGAUUUGAUGCAAUGUUUUGAAUAAUCUGAUGCUAGUGCUAGUGGUUUUGCAGUGGUUCUGCAGCAGCUGUGAUAUUCACGUUCACAUGGGAAGAAGGUUUGCUAGUAAAGGAGUUUCUGCAGGGCACAUGCAGGGAGUAUUGCCCUGCUGCUUUCUCUCUCUCUCUCUCUCUCUCUCUCUCUCUCUCUCUCUCUCUGCCAGCCACCCACCUACUGCUGCAGCAGCACCCAGCAGCUCUAUUGGGAACAGAUCGACUUACAUGGUGGUUAAAAGCCACCUGGCUUUGUCUAAUUUCGCCCUCUCUUGCUUUAAUGUCUCUGACAGGAGGCACUGGGUGAAGCAGCAAAAAUGGUGGAGCAGAAUGCCUGAUUAAAGUCCUUGACAAUGAAUUUUCUGUAUAUUUGAAUGGGAAAUGCUUACGUAUAUGGUUCUUCCCUCAAAAUGAAAACUGUAGCAGUAGUCACCUCUUGGCUGUUUAUAUAAAGUGCCGGUCAAGACAGCUCUAAUAGCUCAACAACUAUGCUUUCUUAAUUCUUUGUACCCGAAAAUAGGCAUGCAGUAUGAUUGUUCUUGAAAAAAAAAUCUAAAUGAUUGCAUUUUCAUGUAUGUGAUUGGUCAUUAUAGUUUGUACUGAUCACCAGUUUCCUUUUGUUCACGGACAGCACAGAACUUAUCCGGCGAGGAUAUUGCUGGUGUUGACACUGAGAUAGGAAAGGCAUCUAGCAUGGUUUCAGUGCACAACUCUGAAUAAUUUAAAAAAUAAAAAAGUCGUAUGUAGAAGAAUGGAUCACUGGGCUACAGAAAUGGCUAUGUCUCUUGCAAGUGUUGCUGGAUUUCUUGUACUGUACUCACUGUAUCUGCAGCUUGGGAAUGGUGCCCCCCUGUGGCGCGAGAAAUCUUUGAUGGUGAAGGGUGCAUGUGUGUGUGUUCCAGUACGUCUGCAGGCUCUUGUAGUGUUCUCUCCCGAUUUUGUAUUCCUGCACUGAGGGGACUGUGCUUCCUCCAAAUUCCCCUCCUCUUUUUUAACAUAUACCUCACCUUCUGCCUUAGUUCCGAUUUGUUGAAAUGAUUGUAAGACGACAACUUUUCUCCAAUCAUUUUGUUUCUGAAGAAAAAAAGAGAUUCUAAUAUAUUAAGAAAAUGUUCUCCUUUUAUUUUUGUACGUAUGUGCUGUGCACAGCAGUCAACUGUAUUACUGAGCUGAGAAUAAAAGUUUGUUUUUUAA